AUGGAGGAGGUGGAGCAGACAGAGACAGAGGUAGUCACAGACGAUGGCAGUCUUUUGUACUACACCCGUAACUUCCAACGCCAAGGAAUGAGUGCGACAUCAAUGCACUGGUCGUCUGACUCAUACCCCACCACUCUAUCCUAUGGUCCUGCAGAAGAAGGGCAAGAGGUACAAAUUGUGGAAGGCGAUGAGAGAGACAUUCAAAGGAAACAAUUGAGGAGUCAGAGGGUCAAACAUGGGUCAGGAUUAGGGUCAGAUGGUCAAAUGAUUGACCAGACACUGCUUUCCUUUGGAUCCAAUGACCCAUUUAAUGGAAUCGAUCCAACGACCAAUGGCUUAUGGAUAAUGGAUGUCCUUCAUGGAAGAGAAUGGUUGGACGAAGACCACUCUCACAAAAGACACAGUUUAACUAUAUUGGUCGGUCACCUCCUCAGACCUGAUAACUUGAAAUCAUAUUUUCUUUACUUGGAUUUUGUGGAAAGAGAGAUAUUGUAUGACGACGAUGACGGUGAUAAAGUUGAUGGGACUCAAAGAUAUCAACCAGCAAUUGAUUACUCUUUUCGAUUCAUGUGGUGCACGUGA
Messenger RNA from Sphenostylis stenocarpa, 582 nucleotides. Lineage: Eukaryota; Viridiplantae; Streptophyta; Magnoliopsida; Fabales; Fabaceae. The record is from the annotation of a GenBank genome assembly.